Hermetia illucens (black soldier fly) is the source of this 3214-nucleotide messenger RNA. RefSeq names its product ATP-binding cassette sub-family B member 6, mitochondrial (gene Hmt-1). The record is from RefSeq and is a predicted model, not a curated record. Lineage: Eukaryota; Metazoa; Arthropoda; Insecta; Diptera; Stratiomyidae. The coding region runs from base 453 to 2993 and encodes 846 amino acids. Gene Ontology annotation, molecular function: ATP hydrolysis activity; heme binding; ABC-type heme transporter activity. Gene Ontology annotation, biological process: heme transport; transmembrane transport. The transcript has 8 exons. Gene Ontology annotation, cellular component: membrane.
GAUUGUCAGGGCAUCCCAAUAAUAAGUGUCAUAAUCAAGUGUUUUGUACUAUUCGGUACUGGGUUGUGCACACGAAAAAGUAUCGUGUGCAGUUUGGCUUAAUUUUGACGUAUUAUUCUGCUUCGAAACUGAUUUUAACAUAUUCAGAUAGAAUAUGUACUCUCGGCCUAGUGAAUUAUUCGCCGCGGAGUGAAAUAUUUGUAGUUCAAUUUCGCCGGGGCUGAGAAGUGCAGUGGAUAUUCAACUCCAAAAUUGUUCUCAGUAAGUUUUUUCUGAAGCAAUUUAUUGUUGAGUUAAUUUCGGAGCAGUGCAAAUAAGUCUUGUGAUAUUGUGUUGUACGUGUUAAUCAAAUUAACUGCGUAUCAAGGAGUAGUAGCGCCGUUUCGAGGAAUUAUGAAAUAGAGGAGGAAGUGAGUGGCGUAAACAACCCUUCUACUGUAUAUUAGACCAUCAUGUUGUACUGUCCGCCUAAUGUUACCCUUUCUGACAUAUGGGUCAACCAUGGAAUAUCACAUUGCUUUAUGGAUACCGUGGCCCCUUCGAUUAUGGCCGGAUUCCUGUUCGUAUUUGGCACCGUUCAGCUGAUGAUGUAUCGGAAAUAUGCAACACGGAUAGCAGAUGAAGCGCAAAUAGCGAAAUCGAAAUUGUACAAUUUCCAAAUAUUUUUAUUAUUUUUUUUCCCAUUUGUGGCAUUACUGAGGUUUAUUUUUCAAAUAUGGGCUUAUCCUGGCGGAGCGCUGUAUGGGUAUAUGAUACUCUCCUGUGUUCUAACGUGUUUAAUGUAUCCGUUUUCGGUAUGUUUGGUUUUUAAAGAGAGAUUUUAUCUUUUGCCUUCGGUACCUACUCGAGGACAUGGUCUGGUUCUUUUAUUAUUUUGGACAAUGACAUUUAUCACGGAAAAUCUGUCAUUUGUCAAUAUGGAGCACGAGGAUUGGUGGUUCCACUUGGCCAACAUGAAGGAUCGCAUUGAAAUGUCGUUAUUUGUCAUUCGUUACAUAUGCGGGUUGUUAAUAUUCGUAAUAGGUCUCAAGGCACCGGGUCUCGCCACGCCAAGACAUGACGACGACGAGGAACUCUUACGCCCUGAUCAGGAAAAUAACCACUCGGCUUUCUACAAUGCUUGGAAAAAGUUGAAGAAAUUAUUCCCGUAUCUUUGGCCGAAAAAGAAUCCAUUGCUCCAAGGACGAGUUUUAUUUUGUAUACUUUUACUGGUGGCUGGACGUGUGAUAAAGCUUUAUUUGCCAAUAUAUCGAAAAAAUAUAGUCGACAGUCUGACAGAGACGCCUUUGAGAUUCCGAUAUGAUCUGGUUCUCAUCUUUGUGGCACUAUCUUUUCUACAAGGAGGUGGCACAGGCACUAUGGGGCUCUUGAAUAAUCUGCGAUCGUAUUUAUGGAUUGCCAUUCAACAGUACACAACCAGAGAAAUCGAAGUUGAAUUAUUCCGGCAUUUGCAUCACUUGUCAUUGCGAUGGCAUUUGCAACGUAAAACGGGCGAGGUGCUGCGGGUGAUGGAUCGUGGAACGGAUUCAAUAGUCAAUUUGCUCAAUUAUAUCAUAUUUUCGAUUGCUCCAACUAUAAUUGAUAUAUUUGUGGCGGUUAUUUUCUUUAUUACAAUGUUCAAUUAUUGGUUCGGUUUGAUUGUCUUUUUGACGAUGUUCCUUUAUAUAGCUGCAACUAUUGUUAUUACCGAGUGGCGUACGAAGUACCAGCGACGGAUGAAUUUGGCUGACAAUGAGCAAAAAGCAAGAAGUGUAGAUUCCUUACUGAAUUUCGAAACUGUUAAAUAUUACGGUGCCGAAGGCUAUGAAGUGAAUGCUUAUAAGGAGGCAAUCUACAAAUAUCAGAAAGAAGAAUGGCUAACUCUACUCACUUUAAACUUUCUCAAUACAGCCCAAAACAUAAUUUUAUGUGCGGGUCUCCUGACCGGCUCUCUCCUCUGCGUCUAUUUAGUUGCAGAUCAGGGAACGCUUACCGUCGGCGAUUAUGUUUUGUUCAUCACCUACUUAAUGGACUUGUACAUGCCACUGAAUUGGUUCGGAACCUAUUACCGUGCAAUACAGAAAAAUUUCGUAGACAUGGAAAACAUGUACGACUUACUCCGAGAAGAAGAGGAAAUCAUUGAUGCUCCAGGUGCUGGUCCACUGCGAAUAACAGGUGGCGGUGUAGAAUUCUCGAAUGUCUCCUUCGGUUACACACCAGAACGGUUUGUACUGAAAAAUAUUAGCUUUAAAAUAGAACCAGGCAAAACAGUGGCUUUGGUCGGUUCAUCUGGAGCCGGAAAGAGUACAAUAGUUCGAUUAUUGUUCCGAUUCUACGACGUCACUAGUGGAUCGAUCAUGAUCGAUGGGCAGAAUGUGAAACUCGUGCAACAAAACUCCUUGCGAAAGGCAAUCGGUGUGGUUCCGCAGGACACAGUGCUAUUUAAUCAAACAAUUUUCUAUAAUAUCGAAUACGGGAAGAUUGGUGCUUCCACAGAAGAAGUUCAUGAGGCAGCACGAAGUGCCGAUAUACACGAGCGCAUACUUAACUUCCCAGAUAAGUACGAGACGAAAGUUGGCGAGCGAGGUCUCCGGCUCAGUGGGGGAGAAAAACAGCGGGUAGCCAUUGCCCGCACGAUUCUUAAAUCACCAGCAAUUGUAUUAUUAGAUGAAGCAACAAGUGCAUUAGACACUCAGACGGAACGAAACAUUCAAUCAGCCCUGGCCAGAGUGUGUGCAAAUCGUACUACACUCAUUAUUGCUCAUCGCCUCUCCACCAUUAUCCAUGCUGAUGAGAUUCUAGUUCUAAAGGAAGGAAGUAUCGUGGAACGUGGUCGUCAUGAAGAUUUGUUAUUGAAAGAGGGUCUUUACGCAGACAUGUGGAAUCAACAGCUGAAAAACUUGGAAGCGGAGAAAAAUCGUGAGAUUUCGAAUGGUAGUGCAAAUUCAAGUGCAACAUCUGUGAAGAAUGGAACGGGUCGUGAGGGUAUUUCUAAUCGUAGUCAUCAUCCGUAAAGUAAGAAAUUAUACGCUUAAUGCACUAAUAGUUGAGGUAAAUAUAGAGCAGCUAUUUUUAUCCUUCGUGAUGUUUGCAAGGCGGGAAUAUAUUUUAUGUUUUAUAAUUUUUUUCCCUUAUAAAAUUAUUGAAAAGUUUAGUAGAGUGUGAUCAUAGGAGACUCUGUCGAUACAAUGUUUACUGAGCAAGAACUAUGUUUAAUAAAAUUUUAGAAAAUAAA